Molecule: messenger RNA, 3515 nt
Organism: Zerene cesonia (dogface butterfly)
Lineage: Eukaryota; Metazoa; Arthropoda; Insecta; Lepidoptera; Pieridae
Gene: Rel
Product: nuclear factor NF-kappa-B p100 subunit
Exons: 19
Coding region: 214-2538 (774 amino acids)
Biological process (GO): regulation of DNA-templated transcription; response to cytokine; innate immune response
Cellular component (GO): cytoplasm
Molecular function (GO): DNA binding; DNA-binding transcription factor activity; protein binding
Source: RefSeq, a predicted model, not a curated record
CGUGUCAACUCUCAGUGUCAAUUUUGUCAAAACAAAGUCAGCUUCGGAAGUUACUGUGUUUGCGAAUCUUUAAAAUCUUUUCUAUAAAAACAAUUGUUAUUGUUAUUAUGCAAUUGCGUCACAGUAGUUAAAUUUUAAUGUAAACUUGAUAGUGUAUUAAAUGUACAAAAUUGUCUAAUGUGUGUUUAGUGUAGUGUUAUUAAAAGUUAUACAAUGUCAUCAAGUGAACCCGACACUAGCGAGUUAUCAAACUCAGGCUCGCCGUUUUCACAAGAGUCCUAUUCACCGUAUUCUUAUGGCUCGCCUCACAUUGACCCUUUAACAAAUGGCUUAACUGAUUUGACAUGCGACGAUGCCAUGCAGGCGAACCAGCCGUAUCUGCGAAUUAUAGAACAGCCGACGGAUUAUUUUCGGUUCAGAUACAAGAGUGAGAUGCUGGGGACGCAUGGUUGCCUGCUCGGGAAGCAUUCCACGCCAGGCAAGAAUAGGACGCAUCCAACCGUAGAGCUAUGCAACUACAAUGGCAGUGCAUUGAUAAGGUGUCGUUUAGCCCGGCAUGAUAGUCCCAAUGAACAUCCACACAAGCUGACUGAGGACGACCAAGAUAGGGACAUUACUAGUGUUGUACCGCAGCGAGGCAGUUAUAAAGUGGCGUUCACUGGCAUGGGUAUAAUACAUACAGCGAAAAAGGAGAUCGCUUUACUUCUAUACAGCAAAUAUACGCAACAGAAGGAUAGUGAUUUCAAUGACCAUAAGCUGCGUUUAAAAUGCGAGAACGAGUCGAAGAGUAUCAAUUUGAACAUAGUGCGGUUGAAGUUCACCGCGCACGAUGUUAAUACCGGCAAAUUGUUAUGCGAACCGAUGUUUUCUGAACCCAUUCAUAACAUUAAAAGCGCAGCUACCAAUGAUCUGAGGAUAUGCCGUAGCAGCAGUUGCUACGGGAGCGUGAUGGGAGGGGAGGAAGUUUUCAUAUUGGUCGAGAAGGUUAAUAAGAAGAAUAUAAAGGUACGAUUCUUCGAAUUGGGUGAAAACGGCGAAAGGACCUGGACGGAGAACGCUAUCUUCGUACAAAGUGAUGUUCAUCAUCAAUACGCCAUAGUGUUCAGAACACCACCAUACUUCGACAAGGCGAUAACCAGCAACGUGAAGGUCUACUUCGAGCUGAUGCGACCCUCGGACGGGAAGACCAGCGAGCCCCGAGAGUUCACGUACAAAGCGGAGUUCAUCAACAGGCAGAAUAAGAAACGCAAAGCGGAUAAUUCCUACUCGUCUAUUAACAGCAAUUCAGGUGGAUCUGUUAAGAGCUACAGUGAUCUACCGGCCACAUUGGACUUUUUUAACCCCAGCCCAAAUCAAGACGAUAAUAUGGAUGUCAGUGAUGUACCACGUAUACCAAAUUAUACACCUCCCACGCCGCCCAGCUCGGACCCGAUGGCGGACGCGCUGCUGCUGAGCGCGGGGCGCGGGGGCGCGGGCGGGGGCGCGGGCGGGGGCGCCGGCGGGGGCGGCGCGUACACGAGCCCGAUGCUCGGGCAGCCGCACGUGCCCGCGCCGCCGGUGCUGCAGCUCACAUUCCUUCACAUGACGCUAUGCAGCAACCAGCCCAGUCUCCAAUUCAUAGUGAAGUUGGUGCACGAUGCCGGCCUGGUGGGUCUACUGAACCUUCAGAACCACCAGAUGAGGAGCAUCCUCCACUUGGCGGUUAUCAACGAUCAGCCUAACUUGAUACCCUUCUUGGUCGCUAAAGGUUGCAACCCGAUGCUCGAGGAUGAGGAUGGCAACAACGUGAUCCACUACGCGGUUAUAUGCGAGACUUGCCUCCAGCCGCUGCUCCAAGCGAUCCGGGAGCAUGCCGUCCCGUGUGAUAUUGAUGCUACUAAUUAUAAGAAACAAACGGCCCUCCACCUGAGCGCUAUAUACGGCAGCGCGUCCAGCGCCCGCCUGCUGCUGGAGUUCGGGGCGAAGCGCCUGCGGGACAGCGAGGGCCGCGCCCCGCUGCACCUCGCCGCGCGGGACGACUGCGUGACCGUGUUACGGGCGCUGCUGGAGUAUGGGGACCAGAGUGAUAUAGAGGAAGUGGAUGGCAGAGGGUAUACGGCGCUGCAAAUAGUUUGCGAAGAGCCGCUCAGAACAAAUACUUUGGAAAUCGCCAAAUUAUUGUUAGAGAAAAAGGCGGAUCCAAAGAGACACAGCGAGCACACGCGUCCGCCGUGGAAGCUGGCCCUGGACAAGCCGGAGCUGCUGGAACUGCUCAAGAUGUACUCCAACAUUCACAUCGACGACCUGGAUAUUAAGUCCGAGCCGGAAGACGAUUUUGAUUCAGCUGACGAGGACGAGAGUGCGGAGCUAUCGGAACUGCCGCUGUACAUAGAGGACGUGUCGCCGCUGCUGGACGCGAGCGGCGCGUGGCGCGAGCUGGCGAAGCGAAUAGUGGAUUUGAAUGAUGACGUCACAUCAAAAUCACUAGCCCUCCUACUAGACGACAUGGGUGAGAAGGAAGCGGCUAAUAUUAUAAAGAAAUGUAUAAACGACUUGUAGCAUCAAGAGUAAGCUAUAGUUUUAAAUGUUUGCGAAUGGACGAAACGUCAGAAACUUUGUUUUUUUAAUGUUGAGUAUACAUUCUUCUUAAUUACAAGCUUCUUAAGUAAGUUUGAUACUUAGUGUGGUAGGGUUGUCACAAUAGGGUUAGACAAAUUGAACAUAAUUUGUUAAAUCAUUUUAUUAUUUAGUAUGAAACUCUAAAACUUAACUUUUUUUUUUGCAAUUAAUUAUUUCAUUGUAAUAGUAUGGUAUAAGUAAUCUAAAGGAAUACAGUCACUAGGCAUAUCAAAUUUACAAUAUUUGAUAUGUUUUAGUAUUUCGUUGUCAGCGAGCAAUGCCUUAUUAUCAGGAGUAUAGUACGCUACCAUCGUUAAUAAUCAAAUACCACGUUUUUACACGCUUUUUAUUAGCUUCACCUGUAUGUUUGUUUGUAACCGACUUCUUUGGGCGCGAUUUUGACCCACUUUAAACGACCAGAUUUCGUUCAAACUUUGUAGAUUUAUUGAGGACCGAUGACAAUACACUAAUUUGAUAAAAUUAUUCCAUUUUUCAAUUUGCAAAAUAUGAUUUUUGUUAAAGCGUGUUUUUUAGUUUUUUUUAACUAUUAUUUAUUACAUUAAAAUCUUACACGUUGCAACUAAUAAAACAACGAACGUGCGUCGCAAUAACGCCAAGAUUGUCAACUGCGUACAACGGACUGUGCCUAAACCGGUUUCAUCCUUAUCGGUUAUAUAAUAGGUUAUAUCCUUAAACUUAUUAUUAGAAUGUUGUAAUAGAUUCGAAAUUUUAUCCUCUUUCUAAGUUUGUUAUGUUCUGACUCUAUUUGUAUUAUUGUUUUAAUCCUCAAAUUAUUGUUGAAUAUGAAAGAUGUUGCAUUUUGUAUUAGUUUUUAAUAUCGAGAGAAUAGAAGAAGAGAAAGAUUAGCUUGUAACAUAAAAUAUAUAUAUAUAUAUAUAUAUAUAUAUUUUUUUUUU